Messenger RNA from Hyaloscypha bicolor E, 1515 nucleotides. Its product is annotated as kinase-like protein. Gene Ontology annotation, biological process: peptidyl-threonine phosphorylation; peptidyl-serine phosphorylation. Gene Ontology annotation, molecular function: protein serine/threonine kinase activity; ATP binding. The transcript has 2 exons. The record is from RefSeq and is a predicted model, not a curated record. NCBI's taxonomy places the organism in Eukaryota, Fungi, Ascomycota, Leotiomycetes, Helotiales, Hyaloscyphaceae. The coding region runs from base 1 to 1515 and encodes 504 amino acids.
AUGUCGCUACAUGAACAACUUUGGUCAUAUCUGGAAAGGUAUAAAUGUCCUCUCAGCGGAAAAGAAUUCUUGCCAUUGGGUAUUUUGGAAGAAAAAAUCACAAGUGAUAUAGUUAAGAAGGAGCUGUGUGGAGAUGGCUGGGAGAAGCAGCUGACCCUGCUUCGCUACCCUAGCCUCCCACAGAAAGUAUCACAAGACGCAAAAAAGGUCUUUGCUAUUCUCGUGCUUAUUGGUAACCCCUGGGCGAUAAAGCGUUUGAUUCGAGAAGGUCUCACCGAUAGGCAUCUUCCUCUCCGUCAGGGUGGUAGUGGCUUUCUGGAAUCUUCCGACAACACAACAUUCAAAUCCCCUGGUGCUUGGGGGACAGACGCGACAGUUAAACUGUUCAUCGACAAACAGUGGUUGGUCCUAGCUCCUGUAUUGGACUCGACUGGUCAAGACAUUAAGCUUAGCGACAAAUGUAAAUGUGCCUUGCCAAUUUGCGAUGCCAAUCAUAGAGCUAUCGACGGUUUCUCCAGCAAAGUCCGGAAGGGCAUUAUCCCUGCAGGCCAUCAAAAAGGUUUCAAGGUAGAGGGGACUUCACUUGACAUUGCAAUUAAAGAAAUCACGGACAAGGAUAUCUUCCUCCUAGAGAAGAAGAAUUUGAAUGAUAUCCGAAGACUCCAACACCGCCACUUGAUCAAGCACAUUGCCACUUGUCAAAUCAGAGACGGCUAUUGUUACGCCAUAUUGUUUCCAUGGGCUAGCGGUGGAAACCUUUCGAAUUUCUGGACCCACAAGGAUUCCACAGAGCGAGCACCAGAUCUCUUUUUAUGGUGUUUCCAGCAGCUGCUUGGUCUUGUCGACGCCUUGAAGGCUUUACACAGUAUUAAUUGCCGCCACGGUGACCUUAAACCGGAAAAUAUUCUCUACUUCAAGGAAGGUGACUAUCUUGACAUUGGUGGAGAAGGGGUCUUGGUCAUCGCAGAUGUUGGCGUGUCUAAAGUUCAUGUGGACCGGACGGUUUCCAGACCCAUGGGGACAAAUACUCAUGCCACUACGCCCUCGUACGAAGCCCCUGAGGCUCAAUUCGACAAGGACGCCGCCAGGGCGCGUAGAUACGACAUGUGGUCAAUUGGUUGCAUUUUCUUAGAAUUUGCGAUCUGGCUCUUGUACGACCUCGACGCAAUCAAAAACUUCCGGAAGUGGAGGGAGGAAUCUAGAUGCGAUCCGAUAACUCCGAAGGCCAGCUUCUAUGACCGCCCUACCGAAGGAAUUGUCGAUGUCCAGCCAGCAGUCCGCAAGAUGAUGUAUCAGCUACGGAACAACUCACGGUGCCAAAAUGGUACUGCGCUAGGAGACUUCCUGGAUCUUAUCGAGAACGAUCUUCUUUUGGUGGAAGUAUCACGCCGCUGUCACGCUGCUGAAUUAUACAACAAGCUUAAGAAGAUAGUUCAGGAUGCUGAAGAGAAUGCGUCCUACUUACUCAACGACGCUGACUCUCAUCCACCCACUCCUCUGAUUUUUGUCGAUUAG